This is a messenger RNA of Candidula unifasciata, 1202 nucleotides long. Lineage: Eukaryota; Metazoa; Mollusca; Gastropoda; Stylommatophora; Geomitridae. The record is from the annotation of a GenBank genome assembly.
CGAAAACCUGUUUCAACCUUGUCCAGGAGGUUGUGUGUGUGGAGAAUGUCAAACUUGUCCAGGAGGUUGUCUGUGUGGAGAAUGUCAAACUUGUCCAGGAGGUUGUCUGUGUGGAGAAUGUCAAACUUGUCCAGGAGGUUGUGUGUGUGGAGAAUGUCAAACUUGUCCAGGAGGUUGUCUGUGUGGAGAAUGUCAAACUUGUCCAGGAGGUUGUCUGUGUGGAGAAUGUCAAACUUGUCCAGGAGGUUGUCUGUGUGGAGAAUGUCAAACUUGUCCAGGAGGUUGUCUGUGUGGAGAAUGUCAAACUUGUCCAGGAGGUUGUCUGUGUGGAGAAUGUCAAACUUGUCCAGGAGGUUGUGUGUGUGGAGAAUGUCAAACUUGUCCAGGAGGUUGUCUGUGUGGAGAAUGUCAAACUUGUCCAGGAGGUUGUGUGUGUGGAGAAUAUCAAACUUGUCCAGGAGGUUGUGUGUGUGGAGAAUGUCAAACUUGUCCAGGAGGUUGUCUGUGUGGAGAAUGUCAAACUUGUCCAGGAGGUUGUCUGUGUGGAGAAUGUCAAACUUGUCCAGGAGGUUGUGUGUGUGGAGAAUGUCAAACUUGUCCAGGAGGUUGUCUGUGUGGAGAAUGUCAAACUUGUCCAGGAGGUUGUGUGUGUGGAGAAUAUCAAACUUGUCCAGGAGGUUGUGUGUGUGGAGAAUGUCAAACUUGUCCAGGAGAUUGUCUGUGUGGAGAAUGUCAAACUUGCCCAGGAGGUUGUCUGUGUGGAGAAUGUCAAAUUUGUCCAGGAGGUUGUGUGUGUGGAGAAUGUCAAACUUGUCCAGGAGGUUGUGUGUGUGGAGAAUGUCAAACUUGUCCAGGAGGUUGUGUGUGUGGAGAAUGUCAAACUUGUCCAGGAGGUUCUCUGUGUGGAGAAUGUCAAACUUGUCCAGGAGGUUGUGUGUGUGGAGAAUGUCAAACUUGUCCAGGAGGUUGUCUGUCUGGAGAAUGUCAAACUUGUCCAGGAGGUUGUCUGUGCGGAGAAUGUCAAACUUGUCCAGGAGGUUGUGUGUGUGGAGAAUGUCAAACUUGUCCAGGAGGUUGUGUGUGUGCAGAAUGUCAAACUUGUCCAGGAGGUUCUCUGUGUGGAGAAUGUCAAACUUGUCCAGGAGGUUGUCUGUGUGGAGAAUGGGGCCCUAUUGGGGUGGGGGUGGGAAGAACAGAAGUAA